UAAGGGUCAUUAGCUUUGCAUUAACGCUUUGCAUUUAUAUCUUUAUCAUUUAUAUGAUAAUAAAUCGCAGGCCGAAUGUUUACAAUGGUUAUCUUCAGGAUAUAUUCAUCGAUAUUUAAAUAAAGUUUUUCAAAGGAAAACGAACAUGGCUGCCUCCAUAGCGUGCUGUUUUUAAUGUCUUAUAACGAAGUAUUUUCGGUCUUUGCUUAUAAAAGAAAUAAUAAAUGUGACGAGUUUUCCUCCAGCCAAUAGAGGUUUGCUCCGUCUGAAAUAAGGAUGAGUCGCUCAACCAGCCUCCUGCAGCAGAUGACCAUAUUCGUCACAGUAGUGACGGGUGGCGGCUGUGCAAUGAUGUAUUACCUCAUGCAGAAAAAUUUUGCAAGGUCAGAGUAUUACCGUCUGGCCCUUGAACAACUGAACCUUAAUUCCACAGCCAUGGCCAGUCUGGGCGCUCCUCCUCUGAAAAUACACAACAUACAUUUAUCUGACCGACACAACCGCGUUGACCACAGCAGCGCUCAGCUGAAGAUCCCAGUUACUGGGCCAAAGACGGGAGGUUAUCUCUAUACAACUUCCACCAGAGACGCUAUCAUGAACAGAUGGCACCUCCAGCAAGUGUUUCUGAAGCUGAGGGAAGGCGAGAUCAUUGAAAUUUUCAACAAGACAGAAUCUGAAGAGUAACUUCACACAGAAACAUUGCAUGUUAAACAAACAAAUUGCCAGUGAACCAUUGGACAGUUACUGUGAUUGACAGAUUUUUUUAUUUUUAUUUUUGUGAUUAUGGCAUUUACAUAUAUUUGUCUAAUUUAAAUGUUAAUGUAUAUUUGUUUGGGAUGUGUGGAAGCUGUCAUGAAGCUGUGUCAUUGUUUACUACAAUAUGUUUGCUGUUUUAUGCACAUUAAAGACAAAUGAUAUAAAAAUCA
This is a messenger RNA of Labeo rohita (rohu), 923 nucleotides long. Its product is annotated as cytochrome c oxidase assembly factor 1 homolog. NCBI's taxonomy places the organism in Eukaryota, Metazoa, Chordata, Actinopteri, Cypriniformes, Cyprinidae. Gene Ontology annotation, cellular component: mitochondrial inner membrane. The coding region runs from base 277 to 681 and encodes 134 amino acids. The record is from RefSeq and is a predicted model, not a curated record. Gene Ontology annotation, biological process: mitochondrial respiratory chain complex I assembly; mitochondrial respiratory chain complex IV assembly. The transcript is spliced from 5 exons.